AAAGAGCCAAACGGGACAGGCGAAAAAAAAAAAAAAAAAGGAAGCACGUCGUGGUACAGUCGUCUCGAUGUCCUGACUGAAUCAAUCUUGAACAUGUUGGUGACGGACAUGAGACUCCUGUCUAUGGUUGAUGAUCAAGGCUUCAAAGAGAUGAUCAAGCAGUUCAACCCAGAUUACCACGAUAACUACCUACCAGGCCGAUCCCACUUCACCAAAUUGAUGGAAAAGAAAUAUGAUGCUACCUUUAAGAAGGUAAAGCAGACCCUUGGUGGUGUCAAAGGUUUUUUCACCCUGACUGCUGAUAUCUGGACCAGCCAUGCAGAGGCCUACCUUGGUGUGUCUUGCCAUUUCCUGAGUGAAGAUUGGAAGAUGAAGAGCUUCAUCCUUUACACCAUGCCUCUUGAGAAGAGGCAUACUGGUGCCAAUAUAGUGACAUGGAUGGAAGAGAUUCACCGAUGGAGGAGUUUGUGGACGAUGAGAACCAGCAGCAAAUGCUGACACUGGCAAAGAACAACCCAGACAGACUUCAUGAGGAGGUUGGGGUAGAUUUUUAUGAAGAACAGCUUGAUCUUCCCAGCCAACAUGGAGGCAAAGUCUGCCUCUUUGACCAGUGUGGGAAAAGAUUCAGGAGUUUAUCACAUUUGAAGCGUCACCAGCGUAUCCACACUACGGAAAAACCCUACUCCUGCAAUGAGUGUGACAAGCGCUUCAGUCAAUCAUCAGACCUGAAAAUUCAUCAGCGUAUCCACACUGGGGAACAGCCCUAUGCCUGCAAUGAGUGUGGAAAAAGCUUCAGUCAGUCAUCAAGUCUGACGGUCAAUCAGCGUAUCCACACGGUAGAAAAGCCCUAUGCCUGCAAUGAAUGUGGAAAGAGCUUCAGUCAUCUAUAUACUGUAGUCUGAAGGUACAUCAGCAUAACCACACUGAAGACAAGCCCCACUCCU
Pundamilia nyererei is the source of this 944-nucleotide messenger RNA. RefSeq names its product zinc finger protein 665-like. Lineage: Eukaryota; Metazoa; Chordata; Actinopteri; Cichliformes; Cichlidae. The transcript is spliced from 5 exons. Gene Ontology annotation, biological process: regulation of transcription by RNA polymerase II. The record is from RefSeq and is a predicted model, not a curated record. Gene Ontology annotation, molecular function: RNA polymerase II cis-regulatory region sequence-specific DNA binding; DNA-binding transcription factor activity, RNA polymerase II-specific. The coding region runs from base 435 to 902 and encodes 155 amino acids.